GCAGUCAGGGCUCUAGUUGGCAGAGCUCUCCCCGGAUGGAAGCUCCGGCCACGGAGUGAUGGUGGCGGCAGCGAAGAUGGGCCGGGCAGGGACCAUGGCGGUGGCGGCAGAGGUGGCAGGGGCGGGGCGGCUGGCAGUAGAGGAGGCUGUGGUCUUCAGGGGGCUGUAGGUGGAGGCAUGGCUCGGGCCAGCAGCGGGAACGGCAGCGAGGAGGCCUGGGGGGCACUUCGGGCACCGCAACAGCAGAGUCCGGCAGCGUCUUCUCUUGAGGGAGCAAUUUGGAGAAGAGCUGGAACCCAGACUCGCGCCCUGGAUGCCAUCCUUUAUCAUCCACAGCAAUCCCAUCUGCUUCGAGAACUGUGCCCAGGAGUGAACAACCAGCCCUACCUCUGUGAGAGUGGUCACUGCUGCGGGGAGACUGGCUGCUGUACCUACUACUAUGAACUCUGGUGGUUCUGGCUCCUCUGGACGGUCCUCAUCCUCUUUAGCUGCUGUUGUGCUUUCCGACACCGACGAGCUAAGCUCCGGCUGCAACAACAGCAGCGGCAGCGUGAGAUCAACUUAUUGGCCUACCAUGGGGCAUGCCACGGGGCUGGCCCUGUGCCUGCCAGUUCACUGCUUGACCUUCGCCUCCUCAGCGCCUUCAAACCCCCAGCCUAUGAGGAUGUAGUUCACCGCCCAGGCACACCGCCACCUCCUUAUACUGUGGCCCCGGGCCGCCUCUUGACUGCUUCCAGAGACUGCACCUGCUGCUCCACGGCAUCCAGCUGCCCUGCUCACUGCGAGGGAGCAGUUGUGGAAGGGGUUUCCUCCCACCAGAGUGCCCCCCCUCAUCAGGAGAGUGAGCCUGGGGCAGGGGUGAGCCCUGCUGCCACACCCCCCUCGUGCCGCUCUCGCCGCCUGACUGGUGACUCGGGUAUUGAGCUUUGCCCUUGUCCCGACCCCAGUGAGGGUGAGCCACUCAAGGAGGUGAGGGCUAGUGUCACCUUGCGGGAGCUGGAGGACCACUCCCCUUGUGCACUGCCCCCAGAUUCUGUGCUCCACGUGUCUCCCAUGGGGUUGGCUUCCAGUGAUGGGGACACCCCUUAAUUGGGAGAUGGUGGGUGGAUUACUUGCCCACCAGAAACAGCCCUGGUCCCAACUACUCAGUGCCCCUGGGCCCUCCUAGAAUCUGUCUGAAAGGGCUGGGGAGCCCUGGAGAGAGGGGCAGUUAUUUGGGGAACUGUGCUAGCUCUACCCCCAAACAUACACAGGAGCCUUUGAUCUCAUUAAAGAGAUGUGAACCAGC
This is a messenger RNA of Tupaia belangeri chinensis (Chinese tree shrew), 1288 nucleotides long. RefSeq names its product WW domain binding protein 1 (gene WBP1). NCBI's taxonomy places the organism in Eukaryota, Metazoa, Chordata, Mammalia, Scandentia, Tupaiidae. Gene Ontology annotation, molecular function: WW domain binding. The record is from RefSeq and is a predicted model, not a curated record. The transcript has 6 exons. The coding region runs from base 178 to 1089 and encodes 303 amino acids.